Molecule: messenger RNA, 402 nt
Organism: Lodderomyces beijingensis
Lineage: Eukaryota; Fungi; Ascomycota; Pichiomycetes; Serinales; Debaryomycetaceae
Source: the annotation of a GenBank genome assembly
AUGGGUGCAGCAUAUACAAUCUUUGGCAAACAAGUACCUUCCUAUAUUGUACGUGAGACGCAGUCCCAACUUUUUUUUUUUUUUUGAAUGCAAUUGCAAGUGAUUGAUUGACGAAUGUGAGAGAGACUAACGAGAAACACCCAGCUUUCACUCGCUACCCUUGGUUCGGUUGCCGCAGUAGCGAUUGUGCCCCAGUUUGUCGGAAGCAAAGAGACACAAGCAGCCGCAGCAGCAGCUCCUGCUGCCCAAACGAAAGAAGAUGAUUUUGAUUUGGAAAAGUUGCUCAAGUAUGUAUUGCCACCUCCACCGCCUGCUCAAAACAUCCGCCGACUGUUGUUACUAACCGAGCUUCUUUUUCUUAUUUUCCCCUGUAGCGACUUGACGAAAGAAGAAACUAAAUAG